Molecule: messenger RNA, 5240 nt
Organism: Oncorhynchus nerka (sockeye salmon)
Lineage: Eukaryota; Metazoa; Chordata; Actinopteri; Salmoniformes; Salmonidae
Product: neurite extension and migration factor-like
Biological process (GO): negative regulation of cell-cell adhesion mediated by cadherin; negative regulation of cell-matrix adhesion; negative regulation of neuron migration
Cellular component (GO): nucleus
Source: RefSeq, a predicted model, not a curated record
AUGGUUACCUGCAAGGAAACACGUGCCGUCAUCAUUGCCUUGCACAAAAAGGGCUUUACAGGCAAGUAUAUUUCUGCCAGUAAGAUUGCACCUAAAUCCACCAUUUAUCGGACCCUCAAGAACUUCAAGGAGAUCGGAGUGUUGUGUCAGCAGAGAGGAGACCUGAGGCUGUGUGCCCCUGCCCUGCCUGACUCCUGCCUCCCCCUGUCCCUGCCUCCCCCUGCCUCCCCCUGUCCCUGCCUCCCCUGUCCCUGCCUCCCCCUGCCCUGCCUCCCCCUGCCCUGCCUGACCCCUGCCUCCCCCUGCCUGUCCCUGCCUGACUCCUGCCUCCCCCUGCCUGUCCCUGCCUCCCCCCUGCCCCUGCCUCCCCUGCCUCCCCCUGCCCCUGCCUCACCACUCACCCCCCCACACCAUGAUGGAGUUGGGGGUGUGUCCUAUCUGACAGAGGAGUGUCUUCUACAGGCCACGCCCACCUGCCUUGGGUGCUUCAUCGAGACCCGGGACCCCGCCCUUAUCCAUGACCCCGCCCCUAUCCAUGACCCCGCCCCUAUCCAUGACCCUGCCCCUAUCCAUGACCCCGCUCCUAUCCAUGACCCCGGCCCCACGACUCCUGACGUUGACCGCGAGGCAGGGCUGGUAAGCCACCAGGACUUGGAGGCCACUUCCUGCCCUAUCUCUGAAAUCCGCAGCAUCAAUAUCCCAUGUCUGAGCCAGGUUGGGGAGGUCAUAGAGGUCCUCGGGGAGCCGCUCCUGCCAGACCAGCUUCUCAGCUUCUCCAUGACCAAAACCUGCUACGCCACCGCCCUCACUACCGCCCUCGUUACCGCUAACGACAAGACAGGAGACAACGGAGAGAAGACAGAGGCAGAGGAUCCCACGACCAAGAAUCUGUAUGAGGGCCUCCUAUUGGACAAGAUGAACAGAGAGGGGGGCCUCCUAUUGGACAAGAUGAACAGAGAGGAGGGCCUCCUAUUGGACAAAGUGAAAGGGGAGGAGGUGCUGCUAUUGGACAAGGUCCCCAGGGAGGAAGUGUUGUUAUUGGACAAGAUGAACAGAGAGGAGGUCCUCUUAUUGGACAAAGUGAAAGGGGAGGAGGUGCUGCUAUCGGACAAGGUCAGCGGGGGGGAAGUGUUGCUAUUGGACAAAGUGAACAGAGAGGAGGUCCUCUUAUUGGACAAAGUGAAAGGGGAGGAGGUGCUGCUAUCGGACAAGGUCAGCGGUGAGGAGGUCCUUCUGGCCAAUGCGGGUCAGGACUGGGGUUACUUCGAGUCGUUUAUCAGUGAGUCCAAGAUGGAGCUGCUGGACCUGUGUUCUAAGACCGACCUGUCAGUCAACCUGUUCUCCGAAGACGACGUUGACAACCUGUUUGACGACGACGACGAGGACUCAGCUCUGAGCAGCGAAAUGUGUUCUCUAAAGAUCCGCUACGAGUCCUUCCAGGACAACAUGAGAGAGAAGACCAACAUCCUGCAGGAGGACACACAGUUCAACUUCUUCCCCUCUGUCCUGGUCAACUGUGCCAAGAGGGAGGAUGGAGGAGUAGGAGAAGGAGGAGGAAGGGGGAGGAGGACAGGGGAGGAGGGUAAAGCUGAGGAGCUGAGCCUUGUGGUGGGGGAGGAGGGUGGGAAGGUGGGGGAUGUUAGUCCCCUAGUAGGGUCUCAGGGGUCCCAGGGUUCACCCCUCUCCUCCACUUCCUCUGUCAACUACUUGCUGGAGUUCAGAAACUCAGUCGAGGAGGACGCGGAGUACAGCGAUGAGUCCUCCUGCACCUCCUCGGACACCCUGCAGGAGGUGCAACCGGGCCAGAGGAGGGGAGGAGGAGGAAGUGCGCCCAGGGGUUCCAGGAGACCCUCUGACCCUCUGGACUACGGCCUGCGCUCCAAAAGGAAGGUCCACUACAGUGACGACUACCUGUACGACGUCGACUCCAUCGACGGCCACGACAAGACCGAGAGAAUCGCCACGGAGAAGAGAGAGAAGGUUCCGGCGGAACAGAGGGAGGAGGAUGUGGACUGGUGCCCCAAGAAGAGACGGAAAUUCUCCCGGAAGGAGCCGCCAGUCAUCACCAAGUACAUAAUCAUCAACCGCUUCAAAGGACAGAGACGCAUGUCUGUGAAUCUGGGCAGGCUGGACCCUGCCGGGGACGCUGCCGUGAGCCUGGACCCUGCCGGGGAGAACCACUACUCCUCUCUGUCUCCACUGAAAGACUUCUGGCAGGAGAGGAGGAGGGAGCGGGAAGAGCAGCUGCGGCUGGCGUCCAGAGAUAAGCAGCAUCUGAACAGGCGCCGCCACCGCCCCUUUAGUUCCAUGCACCCCAAACGGAAAUACAAGAUAGCCAACAGGCUGUGUGUCCAGAGGAUCCCCCAGACAGGGGAGGGAUCAGCAGCAGCUCAGGACUCAGGUUCUACCCCCUCUGUCUCUGAUCAGGCUGUUACUACAGAGGAGGGGGGAGGGGGAAGAGCACCGUUAGGACCACAGGACAUCACACACACCGGAACAGCCAAGAGGAGCCGCACCCAGGAGAGAGAGGAGAGGGAUGGGAGGAGGACGGGAGGAGGGAAAACAGGGAGGAUAAGGAAAUUCAAGAGCCAAGCCAGGCUGAGCAGUAACAAGACAAUGAAAGAGGGAGGAGCAAGUAGAAGAGCGGAGGGGGAGAGCGUGAUGAAUGGAGCGGCGGAUGCCUAUACUGCUGCUGAUGCUGGGGUGUUAACCAAUCAGGAGCCUGCUGGCAGCGUACGAGCGGCAGACACCAGCCCCCCUUUCUCCUCCCUGGAUCCCACCAACCAGCAGACAUUCCCCUUCACCUCCUCCUCCUGCGCCUCUGUCCUCAUCUCUUCUGACCAAGCUGUACCUUCUGGGGAGAGGGAGGAAGAGGUGUCAGUGAUCCCAGGGGGGUACCUGCAGACCCUACUAGAUUCCUCAGACUCCUCCAGGAGGGUAGGUAUCACCUACUACCCCCAGCAUCCCCCCACGCAGAACUAUCCCCCGGGUCUCUCUCUAGAGGAGAAACAGCCCCCCACGCAGAACUAUCCCCCUGGUCUCUCUCUAGAGGAGAAACAGCCCCCCACGCAGAACUAUCCCCCGGGUCUCUCUCUAGAGGAGAAACAGCCCCCCAGGCAGAACUAUCCCCCGGGUCUCUCUCUAGAGGAGAAACAGCCCCCCAGGCAGAACUAUCCCCCGGGUCUCUCUCUAGAGGAGAAACAGCCCCCCAGGCAGAACUAUCCCCCGGGUCUCUCUCUAGAGGAGAAACCGUUUUCCUCCCUGCAGCUAGUCCAGAGCUGUGUCCUCUCCCCUCCCUCCGAGUCAGAGCUCCAACAGUCCCCCCAAAACUGUCCCAGCUUCCCCCCCUCCAUGUGGAACCACCAGCCCCAUCUCUGCCCCAGCUACCCCCACAGCCAGGGGGGCUUUGGCCCCGACACCACCACUCUCCUUUCCAGCGGGUUCCUGCCCUUGACGGACGGCCUGCCUGGGUCGGACUACAGCCAGCAGGGAUCAGAGACUGACAGACUGCUGUACGAGAAGAGUUACCUUGUGGAGGGGGACGGGAUGGGGCUGCAGGAGCUGCAGGUGUGUCAGUCAGGUGUCUGUCUGGGGCAGGUGCAGUACCAGCGAGGCUCUCUCUGCUCAGACCAUGGAUGUCUGAUCAGCUAUGACUCUGUGGGCUCCUUGUCUGCCUGCUCCUCCAAGUACAGCUCUCAGAGCUUUGGGGAACAGCGUGAGGGAGGAGGGGAGAUGGAGGAGAGGAGAGACAGCUACCUGCAGCACUGCAGCCCCACGGUGUUGUUCCAACAGAGCCUGGAGAACAUGGGUCACCCCAUCACCCCCCUCAGAGAGUCCUCAGACCUCCUCGACAUUUCAAACUUCACCCCCGACAAGUUCAGACACUCCUCCCUGUCCGAGCUGUCGCCCCCGGAGACCCCCAACCUCUCCCCCCAGGAGACGGGGUGGGAGAUGAGGACAGGAGGCAAAGCCCCGGAGUACCAGGAUCAUGUGACAGGAUGUGACAUCAGCAGGGAGGCGAAGUGGAACUGUGACAUCAUGCAGCAGGCGGAGCAGCACGGGGUGGAAGGGCGGCCCUCAUUCAACGGAGAGGGGGAGGGGGGGAAGAACACCCGCUCUAAGAGGAAAGCAGGUUAUAAACAGACUGCAGCGGUAGCAGGGGGACAGCAGGGGCCUAAGAGAGGCCGGGCCCCCAGAGCAUCCAAGACAGAGAAGGUGAAGAUGCCUAGACAGAGCCGCUCUUCUAAGAAGAUCAAAGCCAUGCUGGAGGGAAAGGCUGCCAAGGGCCAGGCGCAGGCGGGGGGGAACCUUCAGCCCCACAGCCACGGUAGCACUGGGGACUGGUCUGGUAGCAGCACCGGGCCUAGGGGCUGGUCGGAGGGGAACACCAGCCUGGGGGAAGGGGAGGAACAGCAGGAGUUUGAGGAGCCAUCCAACAUCCUGUCCAACAUUGUGUCCGGCAUGGCGGAGGUCCAGAGGUUCAUGAUGGAGUCCAUGGAGCCUCAGUGGGACCCGCUGGAGGGCGACCUGCCGCCCGACACCAACAGCCUCAACAUGAAGACCCUCCACAUCCUCCAGGGGAGGGGGGGCAAGAAGGGAGCAGGCUCCGUGGGGGUCGGACGGGGCAGGAAGGCCAGGGGCAAGGUGGGGAAGAACCAGGCCAAGUUUAACACCUCCCACCCCACCUUCCCCCAGCUCGCUCUGGGCUGCAACAUGUUCGACAAACCCAACUCUAUUAGCCCAGGACCCACGCACAAAAAACUAUACCGUCACAAGACCAGUGCCAAGUUCCCAAACAUGGAGACUGUGAAGGGCAAGCGAGGGGGAGCGGAGAGGAACCCAAACAAGGACUUGGCCCUCAUGGUCUCUUUUGAGAAACUGAGGCAGAAUAUGGCCGUCUUGUUGUCGCUGUCCUUCGAUAAACACUGCCUGGCUCAGUUCAAGAGGAAAAACUACAACCCCCCCCAUAACCCCCCUCUCUCUUCUGAGCCCCUCCCCUUGUAUAAACCCAAGACAUCUUCAACACAAGAUGGGACCAUUUCGAUAACAUAUCAAAUUAGCAUUUUUGUUUUAAUGUUCUUCAUUUUCUUAAUUUUGGAAUGAGCUUGUAAUUCUCCUGUUCUUUACUGUUCUGUUUCUCCUGGAGGUUUUACAAAGGAGCUGGUCGUUCUAACCAGACAUUUAUAGAUCAGAGUAUUUUUGUCUAUGUUGUUGUACAGCUCCUUGCACUAUCUGCAAAA